Molecule: messenger RNA, 2060 nt
Organism: Oncorhynchus keta (chum salmon)
Lineage: Eukaryota; Metazoa; Chordata; Actinopteri; Salmoniformes; Salmonidae
Product: keratin-associated protein 10-6-like
Exons: 2
Coding region: 216-1229 (337 amino acids)
Cellular component (GO): keratin filament
Source: RefSeq, a predicted model, not a curated record
AAUGUGUGUAUUGUAACAGUGUUCUGUCUGAAUGUGUGUAUUGUAACAGUGUUCUGUCUGAAUGUGUGUAUUGUAACAGUGUUCUGUCUGAAUGUGUGUAUUGUAUCAGUGUUCUGUCUGAAUGUGUGUAUUGUAUCAGUGUUCUGUCUGAAUGUGUGUAUUGUGUUCCAGUGUUCUGUCUGAAUGUGUGUAUUGUAACAGUGUUCUGUCUGAAUAUGUGUAUUGUAUCAGUGUUGUCUGAAUGUGUGUAUUGUAUCAGUGUUCUGUCUGAAUGUGUGUAUUGUGUUCCAGUGUUCUGUCUGAAUGUGUGUAUUGUAACAGUGUUCUGUCUGAAUGUGUGUAUUGUGUCAGUGUUCUGUCUGAAUGUGUGUAUUGUAUCAGUGUUCUGUCUGAAUGUGUGUAGUGUAUCAGUGUUCUGUCUGAAUGUGUGUAUUGUGUCAGUGUUCUGUCUGAAUGUGUGUAUUGUAUCAGUGUUCUGUCUGAAUGUGUGUAUUGUAACAGUGUUCUGUCUGAAUGUGUGUAUUGUAACAGUGUUCUGUCUGAAUGUGUGUAUUGUGUCAGUGUUCUGUCUGAAUGUGUGUAUUGUAACAGUGUUCUGUCUGAAUGUGUGUAUUGUGUCAGUGUUCUGUCUGAAUGUGUGUAUUGUGUCAGUGUUCUGUCUGAAUGUGUGUAUUGUAUCAGUGUUCUGUCUGAAUGUGUGUAUUGUAACAGUGUUCUGUCUGAAUGUGUGUAUUGUAACAGUGUUCUGUCUGAAUGUGUGUAUUGUAUCAGUGUUCUGUCUGAAUGUGUGUAUUGUAUCAGUGUUCUGUCUGAAUGUGUGUAUUGUGUCAGUGUUCUGUCUGAAUGUGUGUAUUGUAUCAGUGUUCUGUCUGAAUGUGUGUAUUGUAUCAGUGUUCUGUCUGAAUGUGUGUAUUGUAUCAGUGUUCUGUCUGAAUGUGUGUAUUGUGUCAGUGUUCUGUCUGAAUGUGUGUAUUGUGUCAGUGUUCUGUCUGAAUGUGUGUAUUGUGUCAGUGUUCUGUCUGAAUGUGUGUAUUGUAUCAGUGUUCUGUCUGAAUGUGUGUAUUGUAGCAGUGUUCUGUCUGAAUGUGUGUAUUGUGUCAGUUUUCAGUCUGAAUUUAAAGUACUUUUCUAAAAACCAAGAAAACUUUACAGCAAAAACAGACCCAGGAAAAUAUAGGAUAAAGAAAGACAAUCAAAAUACUAUAAUAUUUGAAGCUAAUUACCUUUAAAAGUAAUAUUUCACCCAAAACCUUUUUGUUUUUUGCAUUUUGCAUCAUAUGAUGCUGUGUUUUGCUGGGCUACGCUGAGGAGAAAGCCAGACUAAGGAGAAUGCCAGACUGAGGAGAAAGCCAGACUAAGGAGAAAGCCAGACUGAGGAGAAAGCCAGACUGAGGAGAAAGCCAGACUGAGGAGAAAGCCAGACUGAGGAGAAAGCCAGACUGAGGAGAAUGCCAGACUGAGGAGAAUGCCAGACUGAGGAGAAAGCCAGACUGGGGAGAAAGCCAGACUGAGGAGAAAGCCAGACUGAGGAGAAAGCCAGACUGAGGAGAAAGCCAGACUGAGGAGAAAGCCAGACUGGGGAGAAAGCCAGACUGAGGAGAAAGCCAGACUGAGGAGAAAGCCAGACUGAGGAGAAAGCCAGACUGAGGAGAAUGCCAGACUGAGGAGAAAGCCAGACUGAGGAGAAUGCCAGACUGAGGAGAAUGCCAGACUGAGGAGAAAGCCAGACUGAGGAGAAAGCCAGACUGAACAGGUGGGUUUGAAUCUGGUUUUGAAGUGGUGAUGGAGUCAGAGGUGCAGGUCGCUAGGGGAAGAGUUGUAGAGUUCGGGGGCAGCUGAAAGCACGAGACAUCGGGCUUUGGAAGUCAGAGAGGUAUGAGGGGCAAGACCAUUGAGGGCGAUGUGUAGUUCCUUGUAGGUGCGGUGUAGUUUCUUGUAGGUGAGGUGUAGUUUCUUGUAGGUGAGGUGCAGUUUCUUGUAGGCGAGGUGUAGUUUCUUGUAGGAAUGGUGUAGUUUCUUGUAGGAGUGGUGUAGUUUAUUGUAGGUGUGGUGUAGUUUCU